Molecule: messenger RNA, 585 nt
Organism: Ambispora leptoticha
Lineage: Eukaryota; Fungi; Glomeromycota; Glomeromycetes; Archaeosporales; Ambisporaceae
Source: the annotation of a GenBank genome assembly
AUGAUUCAAUCGAAAAAAGUUCGUAGAGUAGCAAAAACGACGGCAACGAACCCCACAGAAGCUGCAAAAAAAAUUAAUGACUCAUGUGAAUUAAAUGAAUCAUUUAAUUCUUCUACUGAAUUUUUGUCUUCGUCUUCGUUACAAAUUUCAGAUAUAUCUAUACCACCAUCUUCGGACUCUCCGACACUUCUUGAUUUUGAUAUUAGUGAUGAACAAUUCGAUUCGUUAUCAAAUCAGCAACAAAAUCAAACCAAAUUUGUUGAUUACUCUUAUAGCGAAGAAGAAUUCAAAUUAAAUGAAAACGGCAAUAAUUAUAUUAACAAUGAAGAUAUAAAUUUAAACUUAGAUCUGUCGUCAAUAUCCAAAGAAUCAUCUCCUUUAGACUUGGACAAUUUCGAAUUUAGUCACUCAUUAUCACAAUCAUCACCAAUGCCUUUAGUAGAACAGCCAUAUAAACAAAUUUCUUCAAUAUCGAAAAGGUCAUCGAAGAUCGACGACCUUGAUCAACUGCAUAAUCUAGAAGAUUAUUCAUUUAAUGAACAAUAUGUAACUGCCUCUGCUUGGUUUCAAUUUAUAUCAUUCUAA